CUUAAAAUCUAAAUAUUUUAUAAUAUUACCUUGCAUGAGUUGACAUCACCUCAUUCGUAUGUUUUUAUUUGCUGUUUUUGUAACAGCUGUGUGAAGAAAUUUUUCCUAACAAAUAAUUUUUUUUAUUAUUAAUUCGCAAUUUAAAACUAUAAAAUAAAAUGUUCUCACGAAAAAAACCAGAGCCUGCAAAAAGAAGAAAUCAUAAUUUAUCUCAGUUUGGUCUUACGGAUAUACCAGAUGAUUUUGAUCCUAGCUUAGGCUUUGACGGAGGCGAUCAUGAUGUAAAUGAUAGUGAUUUAGAAGCAGAAUUAGCUGCCAUUGCUGGUGGAGGUAACAGAACCAAACCGAAACCCAAACAAAAACCAAAUCUUUUACCAUCUAAUGAAUUGGAUAAAAUGAUAGCAGAUAGUUUAAAAGAUAUAGGAAGUGAUGAUGAAGACGAUGAAGAUACUGAAAAUGAUACUGAACUCUUAGGGGAAUUGCAAGGAAUUGUUGGCGAAGAUUUGGAAGACGGAAAUGGUGAAGAAGAUCAAACAGUAACUAGUCAAAUGGAACAAGAAAGUAAGUCAGAAAUAUUUUUGCCUACAACGGAUAUAAGUACCGCCGAUAUUAUAAAGCAGCGUAUUGAAAUGUAUAAAGUCGCAGAAGCUAAUGCUAAAGCUGCUGGAGAAAGUGCUAAAAUGCGACGGUUUAAUCGUGGUCUAAAAACUCUAAAUGAUCUUCUACGACAAGCCAAUUCAGGUAAAACUAUAAACCCUGACGAUAUACCCCCGGAGGUUAGUGUCAAGCCAGUAGCAAAAAGUAGUACAGAUUCAGAUGACAAUCCCGUUCCCGUCGUCGAAGAACCUCCUAAAGUACCUACACGAAAAGCCCCAUUGCCUCCAGCAUCGAGUCAGGAAGAAAUCAAGGCAAAUGAAGUUGACAUAGCUUCUCCAACUCCACAAGUUCAUCCAUUAGUCCAACAGAUGCGUUCACGUCAGCAAGAAUACAAAGCAGCGGCCUUACAAUCUAAGCGUGCUGGAGAUACAGCAAUGGCAUUGCAAUUCUUAAAAGUUGUCAAACAGUUUGAUGUCGUUGUAAAGAUGUGUGAAGAUGGUCAAGAAGUCGAUCUAAGUGAUAUGCCACCACCGCCGGACCAAUUUAAGGAAUUUAUAGAAAAAAUGCAAGCUGCAUCUGCAGAACAACCAGCAGAUACUGUGCCGAUGUCACCGGCAGCUCCCGUCACCGAAUCUGAAUCGGUUGUAGAGCCGAGUCUUAGUACUGCCACAAAUAUGUUGGAAGCUUUACAGCAGUAUCAAGCUAAAUAUAAAUCAGUCGAAGAGUCAGCAAAAGCUGAGGGUAAUGCCAGUAAAGCAAGAAGGUUUGGACGCAUAGUUAAACAAUAUGAAGAUGCAAUUAAAGCUUAUAAGGCGGGACGACCAGUAGCUUACGAUGAACUUCCAGUUCCUCCUGGUUUUGGGCCUUUGCCUGUAGAAAAUGCAGCGGUUCCACCGACACCAAAGGUUGAUUCAGUGCCACCAAGUCCACCUACGACUUCAACAACUGCAUCGACACCAGAACCUUCACCAACUGCAACUGCAAAAAAGCAAUCGACUCCGCCCCAACACAUUGAUCUGACAACACGUACAUCGGGGAAUCAACAGAAAAACAAUUUGGCCGAGCAUCAAAUGAAAAUUUUGCUAGAACGUCAAAAGGAAUUUAAGUUAGCUGCUAUAGAAGCCAAAAAGGCUGGAGAAAUCGAUCAGGCCAAGGAAUACUUAAAAAUCUACAAAGGUUUUGAUGCUUUAUUAAAUGCUGCCAGUAGUGGUUUACCUGUUGAUUUAAAUACGUUACCAGUGCCUCCCUCGCAAAGAGAUAAUCUCGAGGCUUCAUUUGCCAUAAUAACAACAGAUGAAUGUGAUCCAAAUGACGAUAUUUCUGAUAUAGGUAUUCGCGUCGAAGAACAAUUAGCAAAGCAGUUGAUGAUGUGUAAAAAUACGAGAGAUCAUCACAAGGCUAUGGGUGAUAUUGCUGGGAUGAAUCGAUUUGAAAAUUUGGCAUUAACUGUUCAGAAAGAUCUAGAUCUAGUACGUUAUUCGAAGCGUAAAAAUUUUCCACUGCCAAAAUUCCACUACGAAAAACGUAGUUUUAAUAUAGUACAUUGUAAUACCGACUUGACUGAUAAUGAAUUGGAAAUUGUUGUCGUACGUGGUAUAAAUUAUAAUGUUCCUAAUCCAAAGGAAGUCGAUACCUAUGUUAAAAUUGAGUUUCCCCUUCUCAAUGAUGAAACAUUUAAAACAAAAACCAAUUUAGUUAAAGACACCGACAGUCCUGAUUAUGAUCAACAUUUUAAAGUUGAUAUUAUGCGAAGCAACAGACAAUUUCAACGUAUCUUUAAAAGACAUGGUGUUAAAUUUGAGGUUUAUUCGAGAGGAUGCAGUUUAUAUUGUUGUGGAUUAAGUCGAAUACUGCCCAUAUGUUGUUUCAGAGGAUUUUUACGUUCGGACACACUCAUCGGAACAGUUAAUGUCAAAUUGCAGCCGCUAGAAACAAAAUGUGAUAUACACGAUACAUUUGAUCUUGUUGAGGGGCGUAAAAAAGUUGGCGGUAAAUUGGAAAUCAAAUUACGAGUCCGUAAUCCUAUAUUAACUAAACAAAUGGAACAUAUUAAUGAAAAAUGGCUGGUAAUUGACACCUGAAUGAAAUUGAAUUUAUAAAUAGAGGAACGAAAUUAUGUAUUUAUCUUAGAAUUAAGGAAAUAUUUUAUUUAUUGAACAAAUCUUAAAGAAACGAUGUUCUUGCUUUUAUGAAUUAUGCAUUGUAAAGGAUUGUCUGAAUAACAUUUCGUCACCAUAAACGCAAACAGCCCUAUCUUACAUUUUUAAUAUUUUACAGGAGAAGCAAUAAACUAUUUAAAUUAAAAAAUUUGUUUAUAUUAAGGCUAUGUACUUGUAGUAAAUAAAUUUAAUAGUGAAACCUAUUAGUUAUUAUAAUAGCUGAAAAUGGCUAAUUUGACUUUUUGCCUUUAAUAUUUAAUUUUUUUGUAGAUAAAAUCAAUAAAAUCGCUAAUUUUGGUCGGAGGAGUCCAAUUUUUUAAGUAGAUAUUUGUUUAAAUGCAAUACAUUAGAAUCAACAAUUAAAUCAAUUUUAAAUUGAUGGUUGGUUAGGGCCCUUUGCGUUUCAGGUGACGACAUAGAUUUCUUACAUUGCAUACAUGUAUUGGUUUUAAUAACUUUUUAAAAGGAUUACAAAUGCAUAUUUUUACUUUGUUGCUUGUAAUUUAAUUAUAUUAAAGCUAAACUAAGAUAUUUACUACUAAAUAAACUUACAAUAUUUUUUUUUGGUAAAUCUAUUAAUUUAUUUCACUAGAAUUGUUGCAUUAUUUGAUUUCAAUGUACUGUACUUGAGUUGAAAAUAAACUGGUGUUGUUAAAUAUAUCAAUUCCACGUACUUUGUAAAAACCUUAAAAGAAAAUUAAUAAAAAUAUUAAUUCAAGUAAUAUAAUAUGUAUUAGCUUUUCACUAUAAAUUUAUAUUUAAAUAUAAUUAAGUAUUUAUGUUUUUGGCGGAGCUUAAAAAUAAACUUAUUUAUAUUAAAA
This is a messenger RNA of Lucilia cuprina (Australian sheep blowfly), 3577 nucleotides long. RefSeq names its product coiled-coil and C2 domain-containing protein 1-like (gene l(2)gd1). Gene Ontology annotation, cellular component: nucleus. Gene Ontology annotation, molecular function: DNA-binding transcription repressor activity, RNA polymerase II-specific; RNA polymerase II cis-regulatory region sequence-specific DNA binding. Gene Ontology annotation, biological process: regulation of transcription by RNA polymerase II. The record is from RefSeq and is a predicted model, not a curated record. Lineage: Eukaryota; Metazoa; Arthropoda; Insecta; Diptera; Calliphoridae. Bases 159 to 2678 code for a protein of 839 amino acids. The transcript is spliced from 7 exons.